Molecule: messenger RNA, 2493 nt
Organism: Epinephelus moara (kelp grouper)
Lineage: Eukaryota; Metazoa; Chordata; Actinopteri; Perciformes; Serranidae
Gene: zic2b
Product: zic family member 2 (odd-paired homolog, Drosophila) b
Exons: 2
Coding region: 252-1406 (384 amino acids)
Biological process (GO): regulation of transcription by RNA polymerase II; central nervous system development
Cellular component (GO): nucleus
Molecular function (GO): RNA polymerase II cis-regulatory region sequence-specific DNA binding; DNA-binding transcription factor activity, RNA polymerase II-specific
Source: RefSeq, a predicted model, not a curated record
CCUGCUGUAUUUCUUCGACUCCGUUCACCUCCAUUCACACAGUAAAUAAAAGCAUGGAGGCUCUGACUCUCGGGAUCUAAUACCGAACAGCGGGGGGUAAAGACACUGCCGCAUGCGCGUUCCCUUUCACCAAAACACACAGGAAGGAAGCAGGACGGCGGUGAACGCUUUGCCUGUUGGAUUUAACUGGUUUUCCGCGGAGGGGAGGAUUGUAGUUGGAGACAGGAGCGGGGCAGCCCGCCGUGCUGAGCAUGAAGCGGACGGCUGUAGUGGCCAGGCACAAUGGCCUCGUCUCUCCGCUGGGGAACAACAACUCCGGGGCUUCGAGCAUCGUCUCACCACCACAGCCGAGAGCCACUAGUAUCUCCGCUUGUGCCGACAGUGGUGCCGGCGGUGGGAUGGACGGCCUGCUGGAUUUCUCCAAAGGCCCCACCGUCAAAACCGAGCUGGUCUGUAAAUGGAUUGACCGAACUUCUUCGAGACAGAGGCUUGGGCGGACGGCGACAUCCGUCUGCGACCAAACUUUCAGCUCCAUGCACGAGCUGGUGGACCACGUCACCACCGAGCAUGUAGCAGCGGGGCUCGAGACCCUCAGUCAUGUCUGCAUGUGGGACGAGUGUAUGCGCGGCGGGAAGGCGUUCAAAGCCAAAUACAAACUCAUCAACCACAUUCGCGUGCACACCGGGGAGAAGCCUUUUUCAUGCGCAUUUCCCAACUGCGGCAAGAUGUUCGCACGCUCCGAGAACCUCAAGAUCCACACACGCACGCACACUGGUGAGAAGCCAUUCCAGUGUGAGUUUUGCGAACGGCGCUUCGCCAACAGCAGCGACCGGAAGAAGCACUCGCAGGUCCACACGGCUUCGAAGCCCUAUGACUGCAAGGCCCUGGGCUGCACCAAGUCCUACACCCACCCCAGCUCCCUGCGCAAACACAUGAAGGUUCACGUCAAGUUGUCACCUACCUCUGAACCCCAAGACAUGUAUGACUCCAUCCCCCAUCAACUCCAACAACCUCAUCAGGCUCUCCUCGAGCCCCUCGACCUUAAAAUUAACCGCCUCUCUCCAUCACUUGCCAAUACAAACACUCAUUUUCCUCUUCUGUCCAAUCACGAAUUGGAUAUCAGCUCAGCCAGCAAAGUUGACCAUAAGCUGCUGCUGCGGAGUUCAUCUCCAAUGGCAAUGCCUCUGGAUCUCUCUCUGUCAGGCUUGAAGAGUCAGCUGGCCCAGAAGCAACAGAGUGGUAGGACCCCACGGAGGAGCCAGCGCUCAGUCAACCCAGCCUUACCUCAGUUAUCUAACAUUAAGGAGUGGUAUGUCUGUACGAGGAGUACAGCACCACACUUUCCUCUACUUCACCCUGACCAUAUCAAAUCAGAACCUAGUGAUGACGAGGAGUAUGUCACGUAGGAUGGAGGAACUGGUGAAUUUGGACUUGAAGAACAUAUAUUGUCAGACCCAGGUCAGGCCAGAGGAUGCUCUGUGGAAUCAUAGUUGCUGUAAAUUUCCAGAACCAGCACUUGUAUGGUUCAACAUCAGUGGCCCUUCUAAGACGGAGAAGGCUGUGUCAGAUAGAGACUUUUUUACUCUGUCUCUAAUUCAAAACUCAGCUUGGCGAUCAUCACUAUCUGUGGACCAAAAUGCAAUGGCUUAAAUGUUGCCGGAAGGGACAUGACAAAUUCCCUGAUUAUGGUUAUCAAACAAAAUGUUUGACAAAAAACUGCAAGUUACCCAAUCAGUGUUAGCUAGCUAACCUGAACUAACAAAGGGGAUAACAUUGUAUAAAUGGACCAGGGGAUGUGGGGUACUGCUCUGCUUGCUGUUAAAGAAUAUGAAGAGAGUGUGUGUACAUGAUGACCUCUUUAGGGAGACAGAUUAUUGACCAAUUUAUCUAAGAGCUCCAUCUAGAGAAAGCAAUUAAAAGGGCUACAUUGACACUGAUGGAAAGUGGUUAAUGUUAACCUGAGCUCACGAUAGCACUGUAUACAUGGUAACACAGCAGGUCCAAAACAGCAGGCACACUGGGUGGAGGUAAGUGUGUGCUUGUUAUGGCCUCAGUAUGUUUUAAACAAACUAGCUUGUACAUCAGAUAGUUAGAAAAAUUGUUGGAAGCAGCUGAUUGUGCUGUCAGAAAAGGGGGUUACCGACACUGUUAGGUGAUCUGACAAGCACUUUGUUUGAAGCAAACUGAAGCCUUUACUAACAAAUCAUUGGUAGUAACUUGUUCAAAAGUGUUUUAUGUGAUCACAGUCUAAUCCAACACAGUAGCAAGCAGUGAAGCUGCAGUUUGAAGACAGUGGGACUGAUCCUUCUUUGUACUGAUCAUCAAGUGUCUCCUUAACCUCUUCGACUCUAUGGACCUUUCAGUGGGUUAAUCGCCUGCAUUUGUUUACACGUCAUGUACAAUUUAGUCAAGACCCCAAGGUUUCCAAAUUUAUCAUAAAUGUCAUACACAUAUUCCUUUAACAUGAAAAUGUGUAUUAAAUGAUGCACACAA